AUGCUUCGUGACAAUCUUGAACGGCUACUAGCCGAUGAUCCCUACAACGAGCGACGUAUUUUCAUUUUGACAUGUGUGCACGAUGCCAUCUACUAUCUUCGGCACGGACCUCAUCGUCGCAACGAUGUCAUUGCCACCCUAGAGGACAAUGCUGCCGAAAUGGCUAUCGCUAUUUCAAGUGCGGUUGUGGAACGUGAUCCCCAGUUUGAGCGGUUGUGCCGUAACCUUGAGCUUAUGCUGCCCGUCUCGAUCAGGAUUCUCAGCAAGCAUAACGACCGGGAGACUGACAAAGACGUUGCUGAUGAUCUUAUCAGCUGCAUCCCCAGCAUUCUGCAACAACCCAUGAAAUGGGAACCCGAUGCCGAAGAUAUUUCUGACGAGGAUGAGUUUGAGGAGCAAAACAGUCGUCAUCAUCAUCAUCACAGAUAG
Molecule: messenger RNA, 429 nt
Organism: Penicillium vulpinum
Lineage: Eukaryota; Fungi; Ascomycota; Eurotiomycetes; Eurotiales; Aspergillaceae
Exons: 1
Coding region: 1-429 (142 amino acids)
Source: RefSeq, a predicted model, not a curated record